This is a messenger RNA of Polychytrium aggregatum, 1112 nucleotides long. RefSeq lists its product as uncharacterized. Bases 147 to 896 code for a protein of 249 amino acids. The record is from RefSeq and is a predicted model, not a curated record. The transcript is spliced from 3 exons. NCBI's taxonomy places the organism in Eukaryota, Fungi, Chytridiomycota, Chytridiomycetes, Polychytriales.
GUCGAUUGAUUUGCAUUUGGAUACUGUCGAUUGAUUUGCAUCUUGAUUCUGUCGAUUGAUUUGCAUCUUGGUUUCGCAGGUCGUCAGCCAUCAAGACCCGAGUCCUCCCCACGAGACCGCCGACAUCCCAGCUGCAUCUGCUCCCGAUGGAGCAAGCCAUCGUCGCCGACUCGGCCAAGGCCGCAUACGAGGACCUGCUGCCGUUCCUGGACUUUUCGGUCCUGCGGCUGGAGCUGGUGCCGUCGUAUCAAGAAUCCACUGUGUUCUACCAGUCCUCCCACUACUGCAACCGAUGCUCGCUCUUUACCUUUGACGGCGACUAUGGCGACGAACAGGACAAUGACACCGACUCGCUCCCGGAAUGCACCUGUCGCCAGCGCGAAGGCGCCCUGAACCUCGAGCUCCAGAGCCGAUCCGAUCUGCUCUUCCUCGCCGACCUCGAGACCAUCAAGCGGGCCAAUCAGAUCAUGUCGGUUCAGGUACAGCAGGCCACAGAGCUUGUGCGGGCCGGAGCCUGUCUGAGCAGCCCGGCCGCCCUCGGUAUCGUGCUGGAUGGCAUCGGCUGGCUUGUUGGCAUCACGACGCUGGCCCUCGAGUUUUACUUCAAGAGACUCGGAAACGGAUCAAGCGCAGCCCUCAUCGGCGACGGUAUUCUCAUUGCCGGAUCCGACCCCACGCCCUAUAUCCAAUCUGUGCACUCGGCGUGGCUCGACAGCAGCGGCCACGGAGUCGUUCCGCUGCUCCAGCAUUCGUGGAACUUUGCGAUCAACCAUAUCUUUGGACCGGAGGCGAAUCCUGCCGAUUAUCCGGUCGUCAAAAUUUCGUCGCUGCUGCCGGCCCUUGCGAGCAUCCCGGUGGUCCAGGAGUUCAUGCAUUACACAAACGGCAAUAUCUAAUCCGCCCUCGCUCUCCUGGACGGCUUCAGUCGCGGUCGGGCCUGGGCUGCCUACACUUGUUGCUUAGCGGUCGUUUCCCUUUAUUCAGCACAUGAUAUCACUGGGCAUUCCAUGCGACACUCGGAGUUACCGACUCCAUAUGGCACACCAUACCGAACGGUCUUCGCGGCACCGCCGCCAGUCUCGAUCGUGCCCGAAUGCCACGACACCGAUAUC